AUGAAGCCGUUCAUGAACGGUACCAUCUUCUGGGGGCAGGCGAUGUUCACCGGCUCCGCUUCGGCAUCCUCCUCGUCCGACACGAGGACGGCUGCUUCCUCGUUCGGCCCCCUCGGCCUCUUCGGUAAAGGGGUCACAUCGAGGGCACCCUUGAUCACCCUUUUCCCAGUCACCUGGAGAUGGGCCUCCCGGAUCAACUCGGCCUCCGCCACCCUUCUCUCCCACCUCCGAUCGCCCGGCGUGCCCUCCUGCGUCGACGCACACUCGGCCUAG
Molecule: messenger RNA, 273 nt
Organism: Prunus armeniaca (apricot)
Lineage: Eukaryota; Viridiplantae; Streptophyta; Magnoliopsida; Rosales; Rosaceae
Source: the annotation of a GenBank genome assembly